Molecule: messenger RNA, 714 nt
Organism: Penicillium expansum
Lineage: Eukaryota; Fungi; Ascomycota; Eurotiomycetes; Eurotiales; Aspergillaceae
Product: Haloacid dehalogenase/epoxide hydrolase
Exons: 1
Coding region: 1-714 (237 amino acids)
Source: RefSeq, a predicted model, not a curated record
AUGACCUCACUUUCCAACUAUCGUCUCCUCUCGUUUGACGUGUACGGCACACUUAUCGACUGGGAGACUGGAACACUAAAUGGCUUUAAGCCUCUGAUGGAAGCUAGCGGGGUUCAUCCAAGUCGGAGCCAAAUCCUCGACGCUUACUAUGAAUGCGAAAAGCUUCAGCAAAGCAAGACACCAAAAAUGAAGUAUGCCGACUUGGUCGCUACCAUUUAUCCUCAGAUGGCGAAGCGUCUUGGACUUCCCGAGCCAACCCCGGAGCAAAGCGCUGCAUUCGGCAGGUCUGUACGAAGCUGGCCUGCUUUUCCCGAUACCAUCGAUGCUCUUAAGCGACUGAAGAAGCAUUUCAAGCUUGUUUGUCUGUCUAAUGUCGAUAUCGAAUCUUUCAAGGGGUCUAACGAGGGCUCCUUGGAAGACUUCCCUUUCGACCUUGUGAUUACUGCCGAGGAAGUUGGAAGCUAUAAGCCAGAUCCCCGCAACUUUGAAUUUAUGCUACGUGCGGUGCAUGAGAAAUUCGGAAUCACCAAGAAGCAAGUGCUUCAAACAGCCCAGAGCCAAUUUCAUGAUCACCAUGCAGCGAGAAAGAUGGGGAUUCGCUCUAGCUGGAUUGUCAGGCCCGGGUCUAUUAUGGGAAACCUUGAUGAGCAUGUGUACGACUGGAAAUUUGACACUUUGGGCGAUAUGGCAGAUGCACUCGAAAGGGGCCUCUGA